Molecule: messenger RNA, 11292 nt
Organism: Myodes glareolus (Bank vole)
Lineage: Eukaryota; Metazoa; Chordata; Mammalia; Rodentia; Cricetidae
Gene: Mmp16
Product: matrix metallopeptidase 16
Biological process (GO): extracellular matrix organization; proteolysis; skeletal system development
Cellular component (GO): plasma membrane; extracellular matrix
Molecular function (GO): zinc ion binding; metalloendopeptidase activity
Source: RefSeq, a predicted model, not a curated record
GGCUGCGAUUCGGCGGCGCUGGGAGUCGGGAACCGCGGCUGAACUUGGGCGCCACGUUCCGGGCGACAGCAGGGAGAGGAUGGUGAACGCUCGCCACCGCUGACCCUGCUUUUCCUCAGCUCCUCCCCGGCUGCCGAGUCCCCGCACUGAUCUCCUCUCCUGAAAGGGUGGGUGAACCUGCAAGCUCCCUACCCACCCGAGGACUUUUUUUUUUUUUUUAAAGGAAACGAGGGAGUGGGCAUUGGGAAAGAGGGAGAAAACGCAGGGGAGCUCGUCCAUCCGUGGAGGCACAGUUCACUAUGAUCUUACUCGCCUUCAGCACUGGAAGAAGGUUGGAUUUCGUGCAUCGUUCAGGGGUGUUUUGCUUGCAAACCUUGCUUUGGAUUUUAUGUGCUACGGUCUGCGGAACGGAGCAGUAUUUCAAUGUGGAGGUUUGGUUACAAAAAUACGGCUACCUUCCACCGACUGAUCCCAGAAUGUCUGUGCUGCGUUCUGCAGAGACCAUGCAAUCGGCCCUAGCUGCCAUGCAACAAUUCUAUGGCAUUAACAUGACAGGAAAAGUGGACAGAAACACAAUUGAUUGGAUGAAGAAGCCUCGAUGUGGUGUCCCGGACCAGACAAGAGGCAGCUCCAAAUUCAACAUUCGUCGAAAGCGCUACGCACUAACUGGACAGAAAUGGCAACACAAACAUAUCACUUACAGUAUAAAGAACGUAACUCCAAAAGUUGGAGACCCUGAGACCAGGAGAGCAAUUCGCCGUGCCUUUGAUGUGUGGCAGAAUGUAACUCCAUUAACAUUUGAAGAAGUUCCCUACAGUGAACUAGAAAAUGGCAAACGUGAUGUGGAUAUAACCAUCAUUUUUGCAUCUGGUUUUCAUGGAGACAGUUCCCCCUUUGAUGGGGAGGGAGGAUUUUUGGCACAUGCCUAUUUCCCGGGACCAGGAAUUGGAGGAGAUACUCAUUUUGAUUCUGAUGAGCCAUGGACACUGGGAAAUCCCAAUCAUGAUGGAAAUGAUUUGUUCCUGGUAGCAGUUCAUGAGCUGGGUCAUGCUCUCGGGCUGGAGCAUUCCAAUGACCCCACUGCUAUCAUGGCGCCAUUUUACCAGUACAUGGAAACGGACAACUUCAAGCUUCCUAAUGAUGAUUUGCAGGGCAUCCAGAAAAUAUAUGGUCCUCCUGACAAGAUCCCUCCACCUACAAGACCUCUGCCGACAGUGCCCCCUCACCGAUCUGUUCCUCCGGUUGACCCAAGGAAAAAUGACAGGCCAAAACCUCCCCGGCCUCCCACUGGCAGGCCUUCCUAUCCAGGAGCCAAACCCAACAUCUGUGAUGGGAACUUCAACACUCUAGCUAUUCUUCGACGGGAGAUGUUUGUUUUUAAGGACCAGUGGUUUUGGCGAGUGAGAAACAACAGGGUGAUGGAUGGAUACCCCAUGCAAAUUACUUACUUCUGGCGGGGCUUACCCCCCAGUAUUGAUGCAGUUUAUGAAAACAGUGAUGGAAAUUUUGUCUUUUUUAAAGGUAACAAAUACUGGGUGUUCAAGGAUACAACUCUUCAACCAGGUUACCCUCAUGAUUUGGUUACCCUUGGGAAUGGAAUUCCCCCUCACGGUAUUGAUUCUGCCAUUUGGUGGGAAGAUGUUGGCAAAACCUAUUUCUUCAAAGGCGACAGAUAUUGGAGAUAUAGUGAAGAAAUGAAAACCAUGGACCCGGGCUAUCCCAAGCCCAUCACCAUCUGGAAGGGAAUCCCUGAAUCACCCCAGGGAGCUUUUGUCCACAAAGAAAAUGGCUUUACCUAUUUCUACAAAGGAAAGGAGUAUUGGAAAUUCAACAACCAGAUACUCAAAGUAGAACCUGGGUAUCCAAGAUCCAUCCUCAAAGAUUUUAUGGGCUGUGAUGGACCAGCAGACAGAGAUAAAGAAGGACUCAGUCCACCAGAUGAUGUAGACAUUGUCAUCAAACUGGACAACACAGCCAGCACUGUGAAAGCCAUAGCUAUUGUCAUUCCCUGCAUCUUGGCCUUAUGCCUUCUUGUAUUGGUUUACACUGUGUUCCAGUUCAAGAGGAAAGGAACACCCCGCCACAUACUGUACUGUAAACGCUCUAUGCAAGAGUGGGUGUGAUGUAGGGAUUUCUUUUUCUCUUUCUUUUCCAGGAGUUUGUGGUAACUUGAGAUUCAAGACAAGAGCUGUUAUGCUGUUUCCUAGUUAGGAGCAGGCUUGUGGCAGCCUGAUUCGGGGCUGACCUUCCAAACCUAGAGGGUUCCUGGUCCUGCACAUGAGUGGAAAUACAUUCAUGGAGAAGCUUCCAUGAGGCACAGUAUCCGCUGUUCUUCAGUCCUCUGUCUUUCUUUGUCAUUCAGUUGUAGGCCUUUCCUCUGCACGCUCAAUGCCCAGUAAAAUUUCAGGAUUAACUGAAGAAGAGGAAAUAUAGAAGAAAAGUUUCUUCUUAAUUUUUAAAAAAUACUUUUCCUUCUGAAAUCUGAGCCCAUUUCUGGGAGAGAGAGAGAGAGAGAAAGAGAGAGAGCGAGAGAGAGAAAAAAAGAGCAAAUCAGAAAACCCAUUAGGUUCUUGCUUUAAAGCAAAAGAAGAAAGAGUUUUAAAACAACACAAAAUUCAUAAAUGAACUUUCAGGAAAGUGUGAAGACCCAAAACAGCUUUGUCUCCAAAGAAGAUAGCUCUGUGACCACUAUGGAUAGUCUCCUGCACAUCGUUUUUUUCAGGUGGGAGAUCUGGAACAGACAUGCAGGACUCUAGACUGUUGGGACAGCCAUUUUCCAACAAACAAGGGGCCAAAAUAUCUGCAAUAUAGUAACAGCCUUAAUAAUACAUGCAUUUUUCGUUUUCUACAGCUGUCCUCAGCUAUGUCCACAACGUUUCAUCACCGCCACCCUCAUAGCUGUUUUCCAACAGGACCUUUUGAUUGUUUUGAAAUCUUUCUGAACCCCCUCUUGCCUCCUGACCCAACAUCAUUGUGAUGUUCUUCUUCGUUGUGUCAGGCCUUUGUUCCAGGCCUUCCAUUGGUCUGUCAGCAAUACUCAGCAGAAAGCAGAGCAGGAACAAGUGUGUCUCUGACGUCAUUAAGUGAUGGUUAUUAUUUAAAGACAUGCGACUCUGGUCGUACAUCGGUGUAACCCUUUGAGAACUAUCAGACCAGGCUCAAGAGUCAUGUGGAUCAGUCUUGCAGUCUGGUCACAUUGGUAGAACUGGCCAACAGUGGAAGCCAUCACAGGUUCAACAAGUUCAGAUGUGUAAAGCAUACCUUAAACCCUAUGUAAUUCUUUAAUGACUGACAGCAGCCCAUAAAUACUUUUAUAACAAACAACAGUGAUGUGACUUGCCAAAAUUUUUCUGGCAAAUAAAAAAAGAUAUUUUGUUAACUAUAUCUUAUGAGAGUGAAAUUUUAUUUGAAUAAUUGGUUAGAAGAAACUAAGCCUUUUCUUCUUCAGACACACUGAAUUUUUUUAUUUAAAAUCCAUUGCAUGAAAAUUCAAUUUGCCAUAAAAUAUCCAGUUAGCAUUGUGGGGUUAAAAAAGAAUUAAAACAAUGACUCUGAGUUUGCAUGAAUACUUUCCAAUGCAUUACCAAUUGCAUGUCAGCCAUAGUUCUCAAAGGGUUGGUGUGGCUUCUGGCAUUUAGCCAUCCAUUUGAUCACUGACAGAGCCAAGAGACACCAAAGCAUUCCAUUGUUGAGUGUAAUUUGUCCUAACAGCAGUAUUGUCAUUUUAAUGUGACCUGCAGAGCAGGUUUGUAUCAAUAUUUUUUUCCUAGAGAAAAGUCAGCAACUGACAGACCUCUAUUGAUUUUAGGAGCUGCUUCUUGCAGUGAAAGUCUUUGCAGCCACUGGGCUGUGAACUUAUUAGAGAUGGUCAGAAGGAAAGCACCCCACAAGUCAGACAAUUGGCUUUGUGUGAAAGCCAGCUUUGGAGGGGAUUAGCUUUUGAAACAAUGAACAGCUUGCCUUGAACUUGAUAUUGAUCUGUUGACUGUCAUUAACAACAACUUAAACAUUGUCUUCUGUGAAAAUUUUCCCUGAAGAGUCCUGUUCUGUGUCUUUGCCCUUUGACCUUUAACUUGCAAACUGGCACAAACUGAAGGAAAUUUGGUGUCGCUUCUCCAUUGGAUUGUUACUCUCUAAGACCUAGUAAGCAAGAGCUGUUUCCUUAACGUGGAGAGAGUUUGGGUAUUGGAUCUGCAGUUGGACACUUUGCUCUCUACAUGCACACUCUGAAUAUGCCCUAUAGGUAGAGGUAUUUUUUUUAAUUUUUUUCUUUAAUUUCAAGCUUAAUUUCAUCAUUUUAGUAAAAAUUACAAAAAAAAAUAGGAAAAAAAAACCUCAAAUACUUGAAUGGCCAGUGUGGCUUUUAUAUAAAGCAGGAAUUUUAUACUAGUGAAAAUUUCUUACUCAUUUGCUAAUAAUACACAUUUCCAGAUGAUUUUUAAUGAGUGUAGGUAUACAUUCUUAUUUGGAAAUGGAUAGUUUGGCUGCCUUGAAUUUAUAUUUAUACUCAACAUAGCAUGAAAAUUAGAAUGCGUUUUGGUUAAACUACAUGUUUAUGAUUUGGUUGGGGAAAAUAUUUUUUAAUCAUGGGUGGCAUGCUGAAAAGCCUUGCAAGCUGGUGUUUCCUACAAUCUGAGCAUAUAUCCUGUAAGGCUAAGACAAAAAGAACAGUUUGAAAAGAGGAAUGGCUUUGUAGUAUCACUUAUGAAAUGCAGUUUGGACUUCAACAGGACAUCAAAGAUUUGAAUGUAAGGGUCAAUAAGAAAGGGGAGGGCCAGGAUCAGCCCUGUAUCUUUACUUCAGAACUUCCUUUCUAGAUAAUGCUAAUAUUAUAGUUAGUUUCUGCAGAGCAUGGCGGACCGUAUACAUAAACCUGUUGAUACAGUGUUUGCUUGUUAGAGGGUUUAAUCCUUUCAGGAUCUUGAUGUCAAGAAAAAAAAAAUGACUGGAUGCUUUUUUCUAAUGAUAGAAGUGAGGAACUGUAACAUUUCGGGACAUGUGCAAAUCAUUGAGAAACUCCAUCAACGUACAUUGAACCUUUUUUUCUCUCUAAAAUCAAAAAGAAGUCGAAUAAGCAAUCUCUUGCCUCUUUACUCAUUCACCACAGUACCCUGAUUCGUCACAAGACUGUAAGUACCUAAGGGCUCGAAAACAAUCACAGUGUUGAAAAGGAAGGAAUCUUCAUUUUGCUUGAGUUAUGGCAAACAUUAUGAAUAUGAUUUGGGUUGUGUUGCCUUGAAUAUGAGAAGUCUAUGUACUUUUAAAACAGGUUUAUAUGUCUACUAUCUUGACUAGGACAUUUAUAAGAUGAUAAAUGAUAAGAACUAAGUAUGAUGUAAUAAAAAAAAAACACUGGGGUUCCUUUGUUCAUUGUGUGCCAGGCACUAUAUCCAUAUGGUUGCUGACUUUUCUUACACUUGGGAUUUGUUUUGUUUUGUUUUCAAAAAAAAAUGAAAUAAAAGAAAAGAAAAGAGAAAUGUGGCAAUGCUAAAGAAAGCAGGAAAAUGAAAAUGAUGAAUUAAUCUAGUAUAUGAAAAUAGCAAUUAGAAAUUUUAAAAAGGACGUUCUCUGCAUAAAAAACAUAAUGUCAGCUCAAUAUCAGUGAAGACAUGCAAUCAAUCAAGUCUUUUUCUGUCAUUUCUAAAUGAGUAACAUGAACAGCUCAAACCUACUAUUUCCAAAACUGAAAUGAAAACAUAUUCAUGUUCAUAAAUAAUUCAUCUGCUUCAUUAUUUUUAUUACUUUACCAAAUAUUGAAGACAAUUGUAAACAUGGUACUGGUUUUACAUAAAAUGAAUUUGUAGUUUAAAAUUUCAGAUAAAUAUUGUUUCUCUAUACAUUAUUAAUCAGACGAAGUAAAAUAUUAAGAUAGGUGGCCAGUUGGAAUGUUUUAUAAAGCAGUAGUUCUGCAUCAGUGUGUAAAGAAAGCUGUAAUUUUAGAUAACUGCUAACCCAUCUGAGAACAAAGUUUUCUGCAGACGGCCACCACAACAGGUGAGGACAGAUGUUCGCCGACAUGACAAAGGCUACAGAGCUCAAUUAGAGAACAGUAGUAGUAGAACUCUACUAGCAAAUAGAGUCUCUGUUCCUAACCAGAGAGCUAGGCUUAUCUCAAACAAAUGUAAUAAAUUCGUAAGUAAUAAUCACCAAAAACAAUUACUAAGUAUUCAAAAAUAGAGACAGCUUUACUGAAAUAAGAAAAUGUUACCUUUGUUACUUGAGCCGCCUACAAUCUCUUUUAUCAACACAUAAUUUGGCUUUUCACAUACUGUACAUUUAUUUGUAUUUCAUUUCUGUGAAUGAUUACAAUGUAAUGUAGUGGCUAAAAGAACAUUGCCUGGAUUCUACUGCCCGCUGAGAUCUGAAAGAGGGUGUAUAUACUGGAUUCUAGGAAGAGUAAUGUAAUAUUCUCAAGUUCUCCAUAUUGUGUUAAUAUCUCUAAUAUGGCACAAAUUCUGACUCCUGUCAUGUGGACCUUAUAGCUGAGUAACUGGUGUGCCCAUAUUAAUUGAACUCAAUGUGCUCUCUGAAGAAGAAUAGCUGUUAUACUUGAAUAGAUAUGUUACACAAAAGUCAUACAAAUAAUCAGAUUUUUAGGUAUUUUGAAUUUAUUUCCAGAAACAAAUAAAGGCAGUGAUUUGCUGAUAGUUUUGAGUCUGUGAGCUUGUAGUAUAUAAUGAAAUAAGCCUGGGGAUGGUGAGGAAGUGUUUACAGUAAUCACAGCAAAAUGUUUAAUUUUUGAUACUUUAAGAGCAUAUUCCAAGCUAUCAUAGGCACAAUCUACCAUUGAGACCACAGUUUGACAUUCAGAUGAUCUAUAGAAAAGAGGUACAAAUACAGUAUCUACUAAGCUAUGAUACCAUAGAAGGGGUCAAGCCACUCAUGUGGUAGAGUCUUAUCCUUCUGUCCAGUGGCAUUCACCUCCAUAAUAGAUGUAAAAGAACCACAGGAAAUAAGUGUCAGAGUCUAGUAAUGAGUUUCUUGUUGUCUAAGAAGAAAGGAGAGCUAUGCCAUAAAGUUUAAACAAGUACCCUUUAAAGGCUAAACUCAGUAGAAUAAAGAAACUAACAACCAAGGAUAGCACCACAUCAUUCAUGUGAAAACUCCAUUUUAUAAGUAGAGUGGGCAGUGAAGAAGGUCAAAACCAGUCUUUUGUUAAAUAUAAAGUCAUACUUUAGCACUCUGUAACAUUACAACUGGAAGUUUUAUUUUAGCAAGAUCAAAAUAAUAGAGAAAAAAAUGAAACUUCAAGCUCCUACACCACUGAUGAGUGUGGUAUCAAUGUAUAUACUUAGUCAGUGCUCAGUAGAUGUCACUGUGUAAAUGUGUCUGAUACUCACCCAUUGCCUCAUAGACCCAAAAUGUUAAAAGCAACCCCAGUCAGAAAGACAUUAGAACCCUGUGAGAAAAGCCAUUUCUCUAGGAUAGAAACUUACCUCAAUAAUCAUAAAACGCAGAACACUUGGCAUAGUAGCAAAAGUUGCCUUAGUGUUUCUAGUCUGAUCUACAUGUCUAUAAUGCACCACUCACACCAUUUCUCUUGUCUGGCUAUUGGUCUACAUUUGAGUUGAUUUUGAGAUAUUUGAGGUCAGAUUAAUAACAUCUAACUAUAUAUCUCCUUCAACAUGUCUACUCUGAAAUAGAAUUCAAUAGUAUAGAAAACCUAGAACGAUGACUGACUUGACAUAGUCACAGAAAUUCACUGAAAAUCCCUGGUGAUAUUUCAUAAUUCCCACCUAUUUGCUGGUAGUAACCAGAAGUGGCAGUUUUCCGUGUUUGAGCAUGGCUAUGAACUAAUGACAGAACAUGACAUACAUCAUUACUUGAGAGUAAAUAGUAGGUAGUGAUAGAAGACUACAAAAAGUUUAGUGACAUAACAAAGGUUUCACAGGCAUUUGUAGGGAUUUUUUUUUAAGAAAAUGGAGCAAAAAAUCAGUACUUGGGAUCAGUACAUCAUAACCAGAAGAAGCUAUAUGUGGAGAACAUUUAUAUGUGGAGAGAUCUGAGAUUCUAUGUCUUUCAAUGGAAAAAGGAGUGUGUCUUGUAAUUUUCUUAUAUUAACAUAGAGCUAAUUAUAUUAUUCAGAUGUGUGCUCUAUGUGUCCUUCUAUGAAAGGGCACGCUGGGCUAUGAAGGAAAACCUAUCACGAGUUGGAGUGUUGUGCUGACUCACAUGACAUUGCCAUGCGCUCUGCCACAGAGCUGGAUAUUUAUGCCCUUAAGAAGGGAAGAAAAAUAUAAAUAUAACACUUUCCCACUAUGCCACUUAGCUUCAAAGUAAGAUAUCACUAUUAUUUCACUGAGAAAAUGAAAAGGAAGGAUGGUGGGCUAGAAUAAAGCAAACAAACAAAACAAAGCUGUACCUUACAAAGACAUUCUCUACAGUUUCUUUCACCUGCAUUUGUUCAUAUAAAAAAAAAACAUUUUUUUCCAUAUAUAUGAGUUGCAUAUGGACCUCUUUCUAGCGUUUGCUGUGCACCUAGACUGGAUUGCAAGCGUAGUGUUUUCAGCACAGGCCUUUGAUACAUGCUGUGGUGAGGUGUGACAGGAAGGGAUAGGCUGUGGUGCUGCUUGUACUUGCAAGAGUUGGAUGAAUGUGUGUUGCUGUCUUGGCAGUAUACUGAUGAAUAGAGCCUUGUGUACCCUGUCUAUUUGAAGUCACUAGAAUGCAUGUUUGCUGUCAUGUGAUACCAAUUGGAUCUCAUUCCCUUUCUAUAUACCAAUAGCCCACUUGUUAGUAUAAAACAUACUUCGAAUGAAUAGUUUCAGUAGUAAUGCAAGGGUUAUCUAAUAUAAUUUUUUUACUACACUGACAUAAUAUUACCACCUCACUUCUUGCUUCUUGUGAAUUCGACUUUCUGUGUUAAAUUAGGAAUUUAUGUUGCAUAGUCAUUUUCUUCUUUUACAUAUGAUAUAAAUUCUAUUCUAUAUUCAUUAUAUAUGAUAUUAUUCCUUUCUAUAGUCAUGGAUACAAAUUUCAAAGUCAACCAACCAUGGAUUCUAAUCAAGAGUGGAUGAUUGUCAGCAUUUUCCACACACCUUUCUGUGAUCAUUAUUUGAUUCCUUUCAGUCACCAUUGUUUUCUCCCCAAUUUUAUUGUUUUUUAAUUAGAUUUUAUUUUCGUUCUCUUUGUGAAAACCAGAAUUUAGGAACAUAAAGGUGAAACCCUGGAGAUGUGUCUUUGUUCCUCAGAAUUUUCCAUCAUAAAUUACAUGGAAAACAUAGUCCUUAUAGCAUCCCAAACUUCUGCAUUGGUUUAUAUUUUUAUAGAGCUCUUCCCCUGAAAAGAAGUGAAAUGCUGAGUAUAAUUGCUGUUAUCUGUUGAAAAGACAGCAAUGAAAAUUUAUUUUGGGAGAAUGUAUGAAAUAUAAAUAUACAGUAUGGUAAAUAUCACGAUGUAGUGUUUAAGUACAUUAGGAGGAAACGCAUGCUUACAGCCUUGAAUCUUUAUUUCCCAUUAGAGGUAAAUUGCAUAUAUAAGAAAGAGAUAGAUAGAAUAAAGAAUAAUGUAUGUCAUAGCAGUGGCUUCUGCUGCAUUGCUUUUGACUAUAUCAGCAUUUCUAUGGUGGACCUCUGUUUUCAGGGGAUUUAGAGACUUGCCCAUAAAAAUUUGCUUCAAUCAUAAAAAUCUUUAAAAAUUUUUUUCUAACAUGUAUCUAAUUUUAAUAAAAUAUUUUUUGGUUUUAUAUUAUGGAAAUUAAAUGGCUGGAGUUUACUGGUUUAAUUUUGUGCUAAUAUAAACUUUUAACAAGAUUAAUUUUUAAUAAAAACAUAAAAUAUAAUCAGUUCAUAGUCUAAUUUUUUAAACAAAUCAAAUAUUGUUGACAUUGAGAAAUUUGCCUGCUUCACCAGUGUGGUAUUUAUCUUUAAGAUGUUUUUAGAAUUCAAUACAUGUUGUUAUCUUGAUUCCAAUAGUGAAUCAAUAUAACUGACAAUGAGUAUAGAUAUGUGAUAUCUAUAUAAGCUAUCUGGUAACGUAUUUUGGGAAAUAUAUAGUGUACGAUAUAUAUGUGUCUGUAUUUAUACAUAUAUAUUCACUAGACAGGUUAAGAGAAAGAAGCACUCAUCACUUAUCAAAUAAAUACCAUAUUUUUUUAAAAUAUUACACAGGCAUUUAACCUUCAGAGUCCAAAUGAAAUAUAAGCAAUUGCAGAGGAAAAUUGUCUUAUAGGUAAACACCUAGCAUUGUAUAGCUUCCUAUGAAAAUCACCUCUCAUUUGUAUAGUGUGGAUAUUAGGAAUCAAACAUUAAAGGUAAAACAGAAUUUAUAAGACAACGUUAGACUACGAAGCAGAGAGAAAGGCCAGGAAAUUAGGAUUUUAGACAGUUGUCUUGUGGUUGACUGUGUCUUAGCCUUUAUUUAAUGCCUAAAAUGUUUUCAGUUACCGAGGGAGUAUGAAAAUAUAACUCUGAGUUUCUUACAUUGUACUCUACAUUAUCUCACUAAAGUUUUGAUAACAUGUACGUUUCUGUGUACAAGGCAUGGAAUGACACAUUUAUUUUCUCAGUGGAUUUUCAGGGUUGAAUGUUAUGGUUUUGCCCACACAGAAUUAUACACAUUUAUUCCAUCUUAACCUUGGCAUAUUUUUUUUUUCUGAUUGCUUCUACUGACAAACACAAAGCUUGUUUGUGUGCAAAUAAAAGGCUAAAUAAAUGGUGCUAAAGUGUAUUAUGACUGUCAGAUAUAAUCAGGCAAAAUUUUGUGGUGCUUCAAUUAUUUUUUUCAUUGAUUUUAUUGACCAGUGUAUUGAACAGUGUUUCUUCACAAAUUGUCUUUUAUUAGUACAAUUAAAGCUUCAUAGCACAUUGUUAAUAAAACGAUUGCCUAGUUUGUGUAAUAGCACAUCAAGCUAUUAUCUCCUUGACUCCUUAUAAUGAGGCCUCAUUAAAGGUCAAGGGUCAUGCUAUUAAUCUCCUUCUAUAGAUCAGUAACAUGACUGAGUAUUUUCACCAUGUACUUAUGUUUACAAUGCUAUAACCCUUUGACUGCUGCGGCAACCUUAACCAUACAAAUGUCACAAGCUAGAAUCAUCAGCAUGGUUUGUGCCAUGGCAAUCAAAGAGUUAAGGGCUGUGCAGUUAUUUGUUUUGUAUUUAUUAAUUUAUAUUUAUUUCGUUUCCAUUCCAGAAGGGGUUUGGAUGGGGCAGUGUUUGUCUGCUGUAAGUGUCUUAACCUAAGGAAAGGUUUAAAGGCUUUUUAUACUGUUGCAUCUUCUGUAUUGACCAUCAAUUCAUUGUGCUGUAAUUUUAAAAAAAAUGUCAAUAAAUAAGAAAACCGAAAAAUCGUUCAUAGA